Molecule: messenger RNA, 1113 nt
Organism: Phoenix dactylifera (date palm)
Lineage: Eukaryota; Viridiplantae; Streptophyta; Magnoliopsida; Arecales; Arecaceae
Product: glutaredoxin-C8
Biological process (GO): cellular response to oxidative stress
Cellular component (GO): cytoplasm
Molecular function (GO): glutathione disulfide oxidoreductase activity
Source: RefSeq, a predicted model, not a curated record
GACCUCCGGCCUAGAAAGCUGGCCGACCUCCUUUGAUCCACUAUUCUCGGUUCGCCUAGAUCUGCAAAAAAUCAUAUAUUACCUUUCUCACUGCAUCUUCCUCCUUCACCCCUGACCCAUCCCCACUCUCAGCGAACGGAUCGUAUUGCUUGCGUCUCCACAUCCAUUGACCAUUGGUUAUUUACGUAAAUAUCCAGUUGCGCGGCUCCCUUUUACACCCCUCCGAUCGCUGUUUUCGAACGCCAUCCGCCCUUCGGCUUCCUUCGAUCCGUCCCCAAUCGCCGCCACCCUGUUUCUCUCUUUUUCUAACCAUUACAAAUAUUAAUAAAUAAUCUCCCAAUCUUCUUGGUUUCUCUUUGGGGGCUCAUCUGAUCUUAAGUCGAGUCGGGGAUCUGCGAGGAGCGGCCCCGGACUCGAUCGAUGGCGGCGGCGGGACGUCUCGGGACGGCGACGGUGGCUCUGCUCGCGGUGGCUGCCGCUCUCCUCGGCCUCUUGUCGGAGGGAUCCGCCGCCGCGACGAAGAAGGCCUUCGUCAAGAAAACCGUGGCCGCCCACGACAUCGUCAUCUUCUCCAAGUCCUACUGCCCGUACUGUAGAAGAGCAAAAUCUGUUUUCAAAGAAUUGGACAAAGUACCAUACGUCGUGGAGCUGGACCAGAGAGAGGAUGGGCCGGAUAUUCAAGAUGCCUUGUCUAAGAUUGUUGGGAGGCGCACGGUCCCUCAAGUUUUUAUACAUGGAAAGCACAUUGGUGGCUCCGAUGAUACCGUUGAAGCAUAUGAAAGUGGCAGACUGGCUGAACUUCUGGGUAUCAACUCAAAAGAUGAUCUUUAAAUGGUGGUGCAUGACUAAUUCCCCAGGCACUGGGGAUAUGGAUGCAUUCUUUCUCAUUUAAGCUAGGUAUUUCUUGAUAAAGACGUGUGGUGCUCCACAGAUUUUAAGUUUGUUGGGCCUAGGAUGCUAUAAAGUUUGGAGGUCUAUUGAGUUAUUUGCUACAACUUAUAUUCUGUAGUCAUUUUGGUAAGAGACUAAGAACAGCAAUUUCUUGGUAAGAUCAUGCUUAUCUCCUAUCAUUAAGCUCGAGAAUGGAGUCUUCUAUCCUUUGGGACAUUAUAA